GUCAGACUCUGGCUCGAUUUGGUCUUGUGUGAGGAAUCUUUCAGGUCUGACUGAGUAAUUGGAUUAGUCGGGCCAACAAUUUCGUGCAAAUCGAGCCAUUCGAGUUGGGCCUAAACAUACACGUUGCAUGAAGCUAGGUGAAAGCACACACGUCCUUCCCAAGUAGGAGGAAACAGUGCCGGAUUGGCGGCAAAAUACAAGCCUUUGGUUUCGGGGGCGGUCAUGAAGGGUCCUCUACUGUUGCUUCCACCACUCCGGCUCUCCCCUUCCCUCCCUCUUCCGAAUUCUCAGGUUUAUUGGUGCUUUCCAUGGCCUUCUCCACUAUCCCUCGAUCUCUCUUCUCCUUCCUCCCUAACUCCUUCGAAACCCCCUUCCCCUACCUCUCCGUCCCUCGCCUCCUCUCCACCGCCGCCGCCGCAGCCGAAUUAUGUCACCUCCUCCGCUCGAACUCCUCCCUUCCAGCAAUCGAAAGAGUCCUCUCCCGCUCCCAGACCAAGCUCGAUCCUUCCAUCGUCCAAUCCGUCCUCCGUCAAUCCUCCGACCGCGUUUUGGCGCUCCGCUUCUUCGUCUGGGCCGGCCUCCAGCCCCGCCACCGCCACUCUGCCGCCGCCUACGCCGCUGCUUCCGACUCUCUCCAGAUCCCCCGCCGUCCCCAGGCCCUUACUCACCUUCUCGACUCCUACCGGGCCGCUGAUGCCCCCGUAUCUCUCAAAACCUUCAAAAUUCUCCUCAACCUCUGCCGCCACGCCAAUCUCCCUGACGAGGCCCUCGCCCUCCUCCGCCGAAUGCCCGAGUUCGAUUGCCGCCCCGAUACAUCCUCUUACAACACCGUCCUCCGCCUCUUAGCCGAUAGCGGCCGCGGCGAGAUCGGAGCUGCUCUCUUGGAGGAAAUGGCCAUGGCUAGGGCGAGCCCAGACAUGGUCACCUAUGUGACUGCGGUGCGGGGACUCUGCGCCGUGGCCAAGAUUGAGGCUGCCCAGGGCCUCGUGGCCCGAAUGCGGGCAAAUGGGUGUGUUCCCAAUGUGGUUGUUUACACUGCACUGCUCGAUGGGGCCUGUAGCUGUGGUGAUCUCGUUGCAGCGAUGCGGCUUUUGGAUGAGAUGGAGAGUGAAUUGGAUGACGGGUGUGCGCCGAAUGCUGUGACAUACACUUGUUUGAUAAAAUGCCUGUGUGAGAAGGGCCAGGGCCGGCUGGAGGAGGCUUUGGAGAUCUUGGACCGGAUGGGGAGGCGGGGGUGUCCCCCCAACCGGGUCACGGUUGGUACUAUCGUGAACGGGUUCUGUGCCCAAGGGAAGUUUGGCGGGGCUUAUGAGCUGAUCGAGAGAGUGGUGGGGGAGGGGAGUGUUUCUAGCGAGGACUGCUAUAGUUUGCUUGUGGGUUGUUUGUUGCGAGUCGGGAAUGUACAGGAGGCGGAGGAUCUCAUGACGAGGAUGUUGGAAAAGGGUAUCAGUCCAAGUGGGGUGGCGUGCAAUUCUUUGUUGAGGGAGCUCUGCAAUCGGAGGCAGUUCAUGGAUGGGUAUAAUUGGUUUCAAAAGAUGGAAGAGAAGGGGUUGGCAUGUGUUGAUUCAGACGUCUGUGCUCUUCUUUUGGUAGGGCUUCAUGAAAAGGGUCAUUCAACGGAGACAUCGAUAUUAGGAAGGAAGCUUGUCGAGAGGGGUAUUCAUAUGGAGGCUUUUAGUGUUGAUGGUGUCGUGGAGGUGUUGCAGAAGUUCAGUGAAGGUGACUUGACAACACAAAGCAUGAUAACAACAGAGCCACGGUAAUUGUAGCUUUGAGUUGAUGCAGCAGGAACCAAAACUCUUCCCUAACUCAACCUUUGAUUGGUAAAGGUGGAUGGGUUAAUUAAGCCUUGAAGGCCCUGUGGCCGCGCAGAGGCUUUGAACUUGUCAUCACCAAGAGAAGCAUGAGUCCCACCCACCGUUCUCUUCUGCAAUGAUUCAUCUUUUCGAAGCUCCUACUGCCCGAGAGUUAAUGGUAUUUUCAUUUCUCUUAUGUUGUUUGCUUUGCUUGUUAUAAUUCUCUUUAGCAAGUUGUGGUUGAUAAAGGAAGCCAGGUAUAUAUAGAUAUGUUCUCAACGUGUUCUGUUCCAA
Molecule: messenger RNA, 2090 nt
Organism: Phoenix dactylifera (date palm)
Lineage: Eukaryota; Viridiplantae; Streptophyta; Magnoliopsida; Arecales; Arecaceae
Product: Tetratricopeptide repeat (TPR)-like superfamily protein
Molecular function (GO): protein binding
Source: RefSeq, a predicted model, not a curated record